Molecule: messenger RNA, 1820 nt
Organism: Culex quinquefasciatus (southern house mosquito)
Lineage: Eukaryota; Metazoa; Arthropoda; Insecta; Diptera; Culicidae
Gene: GlcAT-I
Product: galactosylgalactosylxylosylprotein 3-beta-glucuronosyltransferase I
Exons: 4
Coding region: 250-1212 (320 amino acids)
Biological process (GO): carbohydrate metabolic process; chondroitin sulfate proteoglycan biosynthetic process
Cellular component (GO): Golgi membrane
Molecular function (GO): galactosylgalactosylxylosylprotein 3-beta-glucuronosyltransferase activity
Source: RefSeq, a predicted model, not a curated record
CAAAACGAAAACGUAAACAACCGCAAGAUUUGCCUUCGUGUGCAGCAAACUUAGAAUUCCCCAACAAACAAGACCCUCGUCACCACAUUCGUCACGUUAGCAUAAUCUCCAGCCCAGUCUCCAAGUCGUCGAUUGCGCUUAGCUACAGAAGAAAGUCAAUCGCGUCGCGUCUUCACUCGCGUAUCGUUCGUUGCGCGUCUGAGUCAGUCAAGUGGUUGAAGAUACUAGUAAUUAACAUACGGAUUAGCCAUGAAUCAGGAAAUACGCAUCAAGACGAAGCACUUUUACGCGGUGCUAGUGAUAUUGGGCUUUUUGUUGAUCUAUAGUUUAAGCUCGAAUAAUGGCUGUGAUAGUGACGGACAGUCGUCGCCGAAUUCUGAAUUUGCGGCUGCCGGCGGACGAGAAGCAUUCUUGCUAAACCAAAAGGGACCAACCAUCUACGCCAUAACGCCGACGUACGCGCGGCCCGUACAGAAAGCUGAACUAACCAGACUAUCCCAGGUCAUUCGCCUCUCCCCGAACGUAUUCUGGGUGUUAGUUGAAGAUGCGGACCACGGCUCCGAACUGGUCGCGAACCUGCUCCGGCGGAGUGGCCUCGAGGAGCGAAGCGUUCAGUUGUUUGCGAAAACGCCCACCAAUUUUAAGCUCCAGGGCAAAGAUCCCAACUGGCUAAAGCCACGCGGCGUCGAGCAGCGCAACAAAGCACUGGACUGGGUACGUCGCGAGCUGGCGGCAAACGGUGGCCGUGAACGGCACAGUGUCGUCUACUUCAUGGACGACGACAACACGUACAGCUCAGAGCUGUUCGGCGAAAUGUCCAAGAUCGAGCGGAACAAGGUCGGCGUCUGGCCCGUCGGGCUCGUGGGUGGGCUAAUGGUGGAGAAACCGGUGCUAAACCGGGACGGAAUCGUGCUCGGGUUCAACAGUGCCUGGCGCCCGGAACGUCCCUUCCCGCUCGACAUGGCCGGCUUCGCCAUCAGUUCCGACUUGCUGCUGGACAACCCGCAGGCCCAGUUCAGCUACGAGGUCGAGCGUGGCUACCAGGAGAGUGAAAUCCUGCGCCAUUUGACGAUCGUGCACGAGAUGCAACCGCUGGCCAACAAGUGCACGGACGUGCUGGUGUGGCACACUCGCACCGAAAAUCCUAAGCUAGACGCGGAAAAGCCGUUGGUGAAGGCGGGAAAACGAUCGGACGCGGGGUUGGAGGUGUAAAUGUGACCAAUCGAUGAAAUUUUCUUCUUAGCGAGGCCUAACUAGAGUAGCAAUACGAUGUGAUCCAAGAUUUUUCUGCUUUCAAACGACUGCUUGAUUCUAUUCAAAUGAUGGAACAAAUUUUAAUCGAUCAAAUAAGAUUCAGUAUUACGAGAUAACGUAACUAUAAGAAGCAUUUUAGAACCUGACGGUAGCUGAGAACAACUGCAUACUUAAUUAUUCGGUCUUCCUAGUGUAGAAGGAUUCAUGAUCAUACCUUGGCAGCAGGUGCGACAGUAGCAUUUAAAUGUGUGUAAAUAGUGUAUUUAUUAUUCACGUUUCACUUGAAAUUCGGUUAGGAUUUUUGCUCAAACAACCAUCACUUCAAGUUAGAGUAGAACUAGAGAUAAACGUAAGAAUUUGAAGAAUUUCAACAAAAGUGCACAACAUUAUAAAUGACUAUGCAAUGCACGAUAGUGAUAAGUUUAAACUAUUUUCUCAUCAACCUUCCUGCUUCAAUCGAAGAUACGGUAGAACAAAUAUAAUGCCUUAAAUUAUAUGAACUCGUAGCGAUAGAUUGAUCAGACAAAUAUCCUUCUAAAGAACAAAUAAAGUCUAAAAUUAAUAAU